AUGGGCGAGAUCGACGAUGGUACAGAACCUGCUACGUUGGGCUUGAAUACGCUUCAAAAGGCUUUCAAAGGGACGACUAGCUCGUGGAUUAAGAAGGGCGACGGAGCCGUCAUCAUCAAAUUUUCGAGUACAGACACGAAAGACGUGACUGUGAACAUCAUGUCGGGAGGGGACAGGAUCGACGAAGUCGACGUCAAAGCAGGAAGAACUGGCGAAUUGAAUUCAACUGUCAAGGCUCUUGGUGGAAAAACGCUGUACCUCGACCGCUGGCGUCCAGGAUUCCUCGGUCUUCCAGGAACAGGAGGCGGGUCGCUGGUCCUGUGGGUACCGAGGUCUACUCAAGGAGGCCAUUUAGAACUUAAGGUGAAGCUUAACGUGAGCUAA
This is a messenger RNA of Phytophthora infestans T30-4, 384 nucleotides long. RefSeq lists its product as uncharacterized. The record is from RefSeq and is a predicted model, not a curated record. The transcript has a single exon. NCBI's taxonomy places the organism in Eukaryota, Oomycota, Peronosporomycetes, Peronosporales, Peronosporaceae. Bases 1 to 384 code for a protein of 127 amino acids.